Stereum hirsutum FP-91666 SS1 is the source of this 740-nucleotide messenger RNA. RefSeq names its product MSF1-domain-containing protein. Bases 39 to 587 code for a protein of 182 amino acids. Gene Ontology annotation, cellular component: mitochondrial intermembrane space. The transcript is spliced from 3 exons. Gene Ontology annotation, biological process: phospholipid transport. The record is from RefSeq and is a predicted model, not a curated record. Gene Ontology annotation, molecular function: phosphatidic acid transfer activity. Lineage: Eukaryota; Fungi; Basidiomycota; Agaricomycetes; Russulales; Stereaceae.
CCCGCAUACCCAUCCCUCAUCGUCUACGACUACACAAAAUGCGCUACUUCUCGCAACAGUGCACCUACGACCAUUCAUGGGCACAUGUCAUCAUCGGGAUGUGGCAUAAAUAUCCCAACCCGCAUUGCUCACACGUCGUAUCCGUCGACGUAGUAGACCGCUCAGUCAACCCACAGACGGGUAUCAUUCGUACAGAGCGGAUUGUCGGCUGUACACAGAGGGCUCCACUAUGGAUCGUCAAGCUCUUCGGCGGUUCAGAAGACGCAUUCGUGCGGGAAAUAUCCUUCGUUGAUCCAGCCACCCAAACCACUUCCAUCUCCACCGUCAACCUUUCCCUUUCACAAUUCGCGACAUGUCAUGAAACCAUUCGUUAUUCACCAACACGAGAUGGCCGAACGGACUUCACGCAGACGGCAGAGAUCGAGGCGCGGAUGGCCAUGUGGAGGGCAGCAGCGGAUAAGCUCGAGGGUUGGUUAGCCCAGCGGUUCGAGCAGAAUGCUCAUUUGGGGAAAGUCGGCUUUACGGACGUUCUCCGAAGGUUGUGGGAGGAUGCGCAGGAGCAGCAACCAGCGCGUGCGUCGGCUUGAGUAGAGUUGAGUUCCGCUUCAUAUCUUUAUCUCGCACCGCACCGCUGUCCUUGUUAGAUUUUCAUCUUGGAGUGCGCUCUCUCUACGCUUUCGAUGCUUUUUAGACGUACAUUAUUCGGUUUGUCAUGUAGACCCAGACAUGGUAAAAAGCGU